This is a messenger RNA of Scatophagus argus, 1871 nucleotides long. RefSeq names its product potassium channel modulatory factor 1 (gene kcmf1). Gene Ontology annotation, biological process: synaptic signaling. The record is from RefSeq and is a predicted model, not a curated record. Gene Ontology annotation, cellular component: plasma membrane. The transcript is spliced from 7 exons. NCBI's taxonomy places the organism in Eukaryota, Metazoa, Chordata, Actinopteri, Scatophagidae. Gene Ontology annotation, molecular function: zinc ion binding. Bases 203 to 1372 code for a protein of 389 amino acids.
CCUAGCGUUCACCCGCAACACUUCGCGAUGAGUGACACUCUGGGAGGGGAAGCAGAACAAACUGUAAGCUGUUGAAGGAUCCAUCUUGCUCGAAAAAAGGCGAGGGUGAAGACUGUUUUUCACUAUAGUAUCCAAAAGACUGUAUCGUUCCCCGUUAAUCGCACUGGGGAGCCCGAGGAGGGGCUGUGCUGCUGUUUGUAGGAUGUCCCGACAUGAGGGUGUGAGCUGUGAUGCGUGUUUAAAAGGUAACUUCAGAGGAAGACGGUUCAAGUGUUUAAUUUGCUACGACUACGACCUGUGUGCAUCGUGCUACGAGAGCGGAGCUACAACAACAAGACACACCACAGAGCACCCCAUGCAGUGUAUAUUAACCAGGGUAGACUAUGACCUGUAUUAUGGAGGAGACACUUUUUCAGUAGAGCAACCCCAGUCAUUCACGUGUCCUUACUGUGGCAAGAUGGGCUUCACGGAGACAUCCCUACAGGAGCAUGUUACCUCAGAACAUGCAGAGACUUCCACAGAGGUGAUCUGUCCAAUAUGUGCUGCCUUGCCAGGAGGGGACCCCAACCACGUCACAGAUGACUUUACAGCUCACCUCACGCUUGAACACAGGGCGCCAAGAGAUUUAGAUGAGUCCAGCAGUGUUCGACAUGUACGCAGGAUGUUCCACCCUGGUCGAGGACUGGGAGGUCCCAGAGCACGACGGACAAAUAUGCACUUUACUAGCGGUUCCACGGGGGGACUCUCAUCCUCGUCAUCACAGAGCUCCACUUACACCCCCAGUAACAGAGAAGCAAUGGACCCGAUUGCAGAGUUGUUGUCUCAGCUGUCAGGCGUGAGACGUGCAGCAGGGGGGCAAAUAAACUCAUCAGGGCCUUCAGCCUCCCAGCUCCAACAGCUCCAGAUGCAACUGCAGUUGGAGCGGCAGCAGGCUCAGGCAGCACGGCAGCAAGUGGAGUCGGGCCGCCACGCGACACGACGCAGCAACAACCCGGGCAACACUGGCACCACCAUCCCUCCACCCAGCACAGCAACUGCCAACACUGCCACUGUGGGUGAAAGCAAUCCCUCAUCUUCGUCCCACAACUCCCAGUUCCUAUUAGCACGGUUGAAUGAACCUAAGAUUUCCGAGGCCGAGCGUCAGUUUCUAGAAGGAGAGCGUGCAGACCGCAGCCUGUUUGUCCAGGAGCUGCUUCUGUCCACGCUGAUGCAUGAAGAGAGCUCUUCUUCUGACGAGGACGAGCGCCGAGACUUCGCCGACUUCGGAGCCAUGGGCUGCGUGGAUAUCAUGCCUUUAGAUGUGGCGCUGGAGAACCUCCAGCUUAGAGAGAGCAGCUCUACGGGGAAGGAGCCUCCGCCGCCUCCUCUUUGAUGUCCGAGCAUCAAGCAGACUGUGUCCUCUGUGCUGCAACUGUCAGUGAUGGGCAGCAAACAGCAGCAAGCCUCCCUGGCCUCACCCUCCUUUUCUCCCUCCUUGUUUGUUUUUUGUUUUUGUUUUGGUUUUUUUUUUCUCGGUGAUUGUAAUUUCAGGCCUGUCACCAUUUUUGUUACAUUGUAAACAAAAAUAAAUGAGAGCAAGUGGGAUAAAUGUGCGAGUGCGCCAUAGCAACUGAGUGAGCGAGCGCGAGAAGAGAAAUAUAUAAAUAUAUAUAAAGUAUAUAUGAAGUUGAUAAUCAAUCCACAUAACUUUUCUUUAUCAGGUAAAUGUUACAGGCAGCUGUGGCAGACCUUUGCUUCCUGUGACAUGCAAACGGCUCUCCAUAUAAAUACUCCACGUUCAAAAGUCAAGAGGGCAAAGGCUCCUCUGAUGAAGCUGCUGUGUGUGUUUAUGACUAUUAAUAAAUAAAAAGUGCUUGGAUGGGUUACCAUAA